Molecule: messenger RNA, 1551 nt
Organism: Pollicipes pollicipes
Lineage: Eukaryota; Metazoa; Arthropoda; Thecostraca; Pollicipedomorpha; Pollicipedidae
Product: alpha-tubulin N-acetyltransferase 1
Exons: 5
Coding region: 348-1040 (230 amino acids)
Biological process (GO): alpha-tubulin acetylation
Cellular component (GO): microtubule
Molecular function (GO): tubulin N-acetyltransferase activity
Source: RefSeq, a predicted model, not a curated record
CCUAGUCACAAUCCUGGAGUACAAAAUCUCCUGUUAUACAUUAUACCAGGUUCUCGCACCUUAUACCAGGUUAUGCGUCAAGUUCUCUAACACUGGCUAGAAGUGAGGAAAAUAUUGACAUUUUUCAUCGCAGGGACGAGCGCUUUAUCUGAAAGUGAGGCUACACUAUAGCGUUGUUUUUGCGUGUACAAAACGACAUUCAGCUUUAGCAGUCAUCUUUUAUUUCGUUAGAAUAUAGAAUCCCGUGGGGGUCGGACUGUCGGCCUCCUUCUAAACGUUGCGGUCCAGGACGGAUGUCAGGUAGCUGACCGUCGUCUCUCUGUCUCCGUCGCAGUCCGUCCAGUCGCAUGGCGCUGGGCGAGGUGCUGGACCUGAUGGGCGGCGCCUCGGCGCGCGCGCAGGGCCUCCAGCAGGUCAUCACCACCAUGGAGAAGCUGCGCACGUCCGAGAACCACAUCGUCUACAUCAUCACUCAGAAGCACGCAGACAGGGACGUGGAGGGAGCAGACGUCUGCAUCGGCUUCCUGAAGGUGGGCAGAAAGCGUCUGUUUAUCCUUGACUCGUCCGGCGGCCAGAACGAGGUGCUGCCCGUGAGCGUGCUCGACUUCUACGUGCACGAGUCGCUGCAGCGGCACGGCUACGGCCGGCUGCUGUUCGACGCCAUGCUGCAGAACGAAGGCGUCCAUCCGGCACACCUGGCCAUCGACCGUCCGUCCGACAAGCUGACCUCCUUCCUGGCCAAGCACUACGGCCUGCGCCAGCCCUGCCCGCAGAUCAACAAUUUCGUCGUUUACCCGGGCUUCUUCUCUGACCGCGAUGAGGAUGCCCUCUUCUACCCGAACAAAAGGCGAUCGCCGGGAAAGCACGGCGGUGAAGUGAUCUCCAUGGUCGGGUCCAAUGGCGCAUUGAAUGGCUCACCGGCGUUCAGCCGCCAUGCCCACAACGGAGCGUCGAGCCAUCUGUCGGCCAGUCCGUCAAACAGUCCUUGUCAGAGCCGCCGCGAGGUUCGCAACUUGCACGACCACCACCAGCUUUGGUAGCUGCAAGCGGAAAACAUCGUUGGUUCAUAGGGAGCAAUGCCGGGCGCGGCCCUUCAACGCGCCUGACAGGCGGAGCGUCCCACGGCACAACCGUUACGGCCCAUGAAACAACGCGCAGCUAGAUGUGAUUUGGAUUUACCAUGUGUGACAGCUUCCAGCUUUGUCGAACCCUCACGCGCGUGAGUUCAGUCGCUGUGCAGCCAGUGUGCGGGCUGGAAUUAGUGAGCACCAGCCUUGGUGAGUGGUGUCGGUGAUCCACGCUGCGCACAGCACACCGUUCCGUCCUAGUUGACCUCAUAUGUCACACAGAUUGCGGCGAUCUCCAUGGCCGGCCAUGGCAGACAACUGGAGACUGACACAGCUGUUGUGCACCUCUACUUAAUGAUAUCUGGGAAGUUGCUGAUAGUAUUCCGUGUUUAGCUAGACCAGCCGCAGGUGCGCUAAACCAGAUGUGCGCUAAACCAGAAAUUGCGAUGGUCAUGUCAUUCCAAUGUUGCCCCCCUCCCCUCCC